This is a messenger RNA of Gavialis gangeticus (Gharial), 994 nucleotides long. It is a transcript of the gene GLRX2, whose product is annotated as glutaredoxin 2. NCBI's taxonomy places the organism in Eukaryota, Metazoa, Chordata, Crocodylia, Gavialidae. The record is from RefSeq and is a predicted model, not a curated record. The coding region runs from base 33 to 449 and encodes 138 amino acids. The transcript is spliced from 4 exons.
GGGGCGCUCCGGCUCCGCCCGCAGGCGGAGCCAUGGCCCUGCGCGCGGCCGCCCGGCUGAGAAUGGAAAAUAGCCCACCUACUUCCACGCGAUUGUCUAAUGAUGCUACUUUGAACCAGAUCCAGGAAACUAUUUCAGACAACUGUGUGGUGAUUUUCUCUAAAACAAGGUGUUCUUAUUGCAAAAUGGCAAAGAAGCUGUUUCAGGAUAUGAAUGUAAAUUACACAGCAGUAGAACUAGACAUGCAAAGGAAUGAAAGUCAGUUCCAAGACAUUCUUCAACAAAUGACUGGUGGCAGGACAGUUCCAAGAGUGUUUGUCAAUGGGUCUUGUAUUGGCAGUGCUAAUGAUACUCAGAGGCUUCACCAGGAAGGGAAGUUACUUCCACUAGUCCAUCAAUGUCAAAUGAGAAGAACAGAAAAUUCUGAACAGCCACGUAGUCUACUUUAGCCUUGCUUUCAAAGGUGCCCUGUAUCUAGAAGAAAAACAUCUAUAAAACAUCUUUAGGCCCCUAACUAAGAAACCAUCAGAACAGCUGAGACUCAUCAUGAUUGAAAAUCAGGCCAUUGAUCUUGGAGCUUAAAGAUGGACUUAAAUUCCAGUUUUCAGGUGUCUAGACUUGAUCAUAUUGGCCAGCUGUGUACUGGAAGAAACAGGACUUUGAAAUGAAGGUUUCCUGAGUUGUGUGCCAAAGAGGAUUUACACUUUAUGGGCAUGGGUAAGUCAUCUAACUUUCUUGCUCUAGCUUCACCAAAUACCAUGGUAAAACCCCCAGUAUAUGUUAACCAGUGGUUUAUUAGUUUUUGUUUUUUUUUAAUUCCAGAAUUUUGAAGGUGUAAAAGACUAUGUAAGCAUUAAAUACUAAGUAACCUAGAAAAUGUUACAUCAGGGGUGUCAAACUCAUCAGGGCCUAGUGAUUGGAUCAGUGGCAGAGAUUGUUCAUGGGUCAGAUGGGCCAAGACAGGUACCACAUGUAGGCGAUGCUGGACUGGCCA